Molecule: messenger RNA, 6505 nt
Organism: Grus americana (Whooping crane)
Lineage: Eukaryota; Metazoa; Chordata; Aves; Gruiformes; Gruidae
Gene: BAZ1B
Product: bromodomain adjacent to zinc finger domain 1B
Exons: 19
Coding region: 190-4662 (1490 amino acids)
Biological process (GO): chromatin remodeling
Cellular component (GO): WICH complex
Molecular function (GO): histone H2AXY142 kinase activity; protein binding
Source: RefSeq, a predicted model, not a curated record
GGGGGCGGGCCCUGCGGGGCGGGAGGCAGGUUCGGGUGCGCGCGGCGAGGCUCGGCCCGCCGCCCGCCCGGGAGGGGGAGGGGAAUCUCCCGCCAUUUUUCAAUCCUCCCGCCCGGGUCCCGCCGCCGCCGCCGCCGGGGUCGUCGCGCGGAUCCGCCGGUUCCGGCCGGGACCCCGCCUCGUCCCGCCAUGGCGCCGCUGCUGGGCCGCAAGCCCUUCCCGCUGGCCAAGCCGCUGCCGCCGGGGGAGCCGGGGGAGCGGUUCGUCAUCCCCCACACGCAGGAGGCCUUCCGCACCCGCGAAGAGUAUGAAGCGCGUUUAGAAAGGUACAGCGAACGCAUAUGGACGUGCAAAAGCACAGGAAGCAGCCAGCUGACGCACAAAGAGGCUUGGGAGGAGGAGCAGGAAGUUGCUGAGCUCUUGAAGGAGGAGUUCCCCAUCUGGUAUGAGAAACUGGUACUGGAAAUAGUCCACCACAACACUGUGUCUUUGGAGAAGCUGGUGGAUGCAGCUUGGCUGGAGAUCAUGACCAAAUUUGCAGUGGGAGAAGAGUGUGACUUUGAGGUUGGUAAGGAGAAAAUGUUGCCUGUGAAAGUUGUGAAAAUACAUCCCCUGGAGAAAGUUGAUGAAGAGGCCUCAGAAAAGAAAUCUGAUGGUGCCUGUGAUUCUCCAUCCAGUGACAAGGAGAACUCCAGCCAGGCAGCCCAGGACAACCAGAAGGAAGCUAUCCUGAAGGAGGAUGACAACAGGAGGGAAAGUAUGAAUGAUCGAGCACGUAGGUCUCCUCGGAAGCUUCCUACUUCUUUGAAGAAGGAAGAAAGGAAGUGGGUUCCACCUAAAUUCCUGCCACAUAAAUAUGAUGUCAAGCUGAAAAAUGAAGAUAAGAUCAUCAGCAAUGUACCAGCAGAUAGCUUAGUCCGUACAGAACGUCCUCCCAACAAGGAGAUCCUGAGGUACUUCAUCCGUCAUAACGCGCUACGAGCUGGCACAUGUGAGAAUGCUCCGUGGGUAGUGGAGGAUGAGUUAGUGAAGAAGUACUCUCUCCCCAGUAAAUUUAGUGACUUCUUGCUUGACCCACAUAAGUAUAUGACUCUCAAUCCCUCGACCAAGAGGAAAAGCUCUCGAUCACCUGACAGAAAACCAUCUAAGAAAUCCAAAGCUGAUGGAUCAUCCUUGGGCCAGCCCCUGAGCCCGACUCUGUGGUGCCAUGUGCAUUUGGAAAAAUCUAUUAUUGGCUCUCCACUGAAGAUGAAAAACUCUAAGAACUCAAAGUGUCCUAAAGAGGAGCUGGAAGAGGUGAUGAAAAUUGUGUCACCUGCUAAACUUGGUUCUAACUUUCACAUUCCAAAGAGGAGCCGACUGGGGAAGGGCAGCAACAAAUCCUUGGACAAAAAGCAGAGAGGCAAAAGGGUUCUGAAUGGGCAGAAGUCAUCGGGGAAAUCCAAGUCUCCUAGGAAAGGCCUGAAGACCCCUAAGAUGAAAAUGAAACAAAUGACACUACUGGACAUGGCUAAAGGUACCACUAAGGUAUCCAGGGCUCCCAGGAGUUCUGGAGGUACCCCUAGGUCUACCAGCAAACCCCAGAAACAUCUGCCUCCUGCAGCGCUCCAUCUCAUUGCCUAUUACAAAGAAAACAAAGACCGGGAAGACAAAAAGAGUGCUCUUUCCUGCAUCAUCUCCAAAACAGCUAGGUUACUCUCAAAUGAGGAUCGUGCCCGUCUCCCCGAGGAUUUGCGAGGGUUAGUACAGAAACGCUACGAGCUUCUGGAGCACAGGAAGAAAUGGGCCACCAUGACAGAGGAGCAGCGAAAGGAGUACAUGAAGAAGAAAAGGGAGAAGCUGAAAGAGAAACUGAAGGAGAGAGCAAAGGAGAGGAAGGAGAAGGAGAUGAAGGAAAAACUGGAAAAACAGAAAAGAUACGAGGACCAAGAUCUUAAAGGGAAGACCUUACCUACUUUUAAACUGGUUGAUACUCCAGAAGGACUUCCCAAUACACUCUUCGGGGAUGUUGCCAUGGUGGUGGAGUUCCUGAGCUGUUACUCAGGGUUAUUGAUGCCAGAUGCUCAGUAUCCCAUUACGGCAGUUUCCCUGAUGGAAGCACUUUGCGCAGAAAAGGGAGGCUUCCUUUAUUUGAACCGAGUGCUGGUCAUUCUCUUGCAGACCCUGCUGCAGGAUGAAAUUGCCGAAGAUUAUGCUGAAUUGGGAAUGAAGCUUUCUGAAAUACCACUUACUCUGCAUUCUGCUUCUGAGUUGGUUCGUCUAUGCCUACGCAAGUCAGACGUGCAAGAGGAAAGUGAGGUCUCGGAUAAUGUAGACGAAAGCAAGGAUUCGGCAGCUUUUGAGGAUAAUGAAGUGCAGGAUGAGUUUUUGGAGAAACUGGAGACAUCAGAGUUCUUUGAGUUGACUCCUGAAGAGAAAUUGCGGAUACUUGGAGCGCUUUGCCACCGGAUUCUAAUGACAUACUCUGUGCAGGACCACGUGGAGGCCAAGCAGCAGACAUCAGCUGAGCUGUGGAAGGAGCGCCUAGCUAUCUUGAAGGAAGAAAAUGACAAGAAGAGAGCAGAAAAACAGAAGCGAAAAGAAAUGGUGGCCAAGAACAAGGAGAAUGGGAAAGAUGAGAAUAUGAUGGGAAGAAAUGAAAAGAAAAAAGCUGAGAUGAUGAAAAUAGAGCACCGGGUAGAAAUAGAAGCUGAUGAUAUGAUCAGUGCUGUAAAGAGCAGGCGCCUUCUUGCCAUUCAAGCCAAGAAAGAGAGGGAGCAACAAGAAAUACAAAUGAGAGUGAGGAUGGAGAAAGAAGCAGAGGAAGAAAGAAUCCGGAAGCAUAAAGCUGCAGCUGAGAAGACUUUCCAGGAUGGGAUUGCCAAAGCAAAGCUGGUGAUGCGCAGGACCCCAGUUGGCACCGAUCGUAAUCAUAACAGGUAUUGGCUGUUUUCAGAUGAGGUUCCUGGCUUGUUCAUCGAGAAAGGCUGGGUUCAUGACAGUAUAGACUACAGAUUCAUCCUUCCCCAUCAGAAAAAAGAUGAUUUUAAAAAGGACUACAGCCCAGGAGACAAGCGGAAGAGCACAGCCACUGAUGGCAGAGUGAGCAAGCUGCACCGGUCUGUGCAUGGUGCAGACCUGCCCGCAGAGACCACUGCACCCAAGCAGGGACAGAACUUAUGGUUUCUCUGUGACAGUCAGAAGGAUUUGGAUGAGCUGCUGGAUUGCCUGCACCCACAAGGAGUAAGAGAGAGCCAGCUAAAGGAGCGCUUGGAGAAGAGGUAUCAGGACAUUACGCAUUCUAUCCAUUUGGCUCGGAAACAGAACCUGGGCCUCAAAUCCUGUGAUGGCAACCAGGAACUGCUGAACUACCUCCGAAGUGAUCUAAUUGAGGUUGCAACUCGGCUGCAGAAAGGAGGACUGGGAUAUGUUGAUGUGACACCAGAAUAUGAAGCAAGAGUAUACUCACUAGAGAGCUUGAAGGAUUUUGGAGAGUGUGUGAUUGCACUCCAAGCUGGUGUUGUUAAGAAGUUUCUGCAAGGUUUCAUGGCCCCCAAGCAGAAGAGAAGGAAACAUCAAGGAGAAGACUACGUUGCCAAGGCUGAGGAGAUAGAUGAAGACAAGAAAAUGGCAGAAGAAGCUAAGGUUGCUUCAGCCAUGGAGAAGUGGAAGACAGCAAUCCGUGAGGCCCAGACCUUCUCCCGUAUGCACGUGCUGCUCGGGAUGCUGGAUGCCUGUAUCAAGUGGGAUAUGUCGGCAGAGAAUGCCAGAUGCAAAGUGUGUCGCAAGAAAGGUGAGGAUGACAAGCUGAUCCUGUGUGAUGAGUGUAACAAAGCCUUCCACCUGUUCUGUCUGCGACCGGCGCUCUAUGAGAUACCAGAUGGCGAGUGGCAGUGCCCAGCGUGUCAGCCUUCUACUGCCAGGCGCAGCUCGCGAGGCAGGAACUAUGCAGAGGAUUCUGCUGAAGAUGAAGGUCAAGAAGGUGAGGAAGCUUCUGAUGAACCAGAUGCUGAGGAGGAAGAGGAGGAGGAAGAAGAUUAUGAAGUUGCUGGACUGAAAUUGAGACCCAGAAAGGCAGCCCGGGGCAAGCAGAGCACAGCCAUGUACUCCUUGAGGCAAGGAAGGCACCAAAGGAAGAAGCAGUCGCUGCACCCUGCUAGGGGACCCCGGCAGCGGGCUGCACCUGUCAACGGCGCAGACAUUGAUGAGCUGGUCCUUCAAACAAAGAAGAUGGCACGUCGCCAGAACCUCGAGUUGCAGAAGUGUGAGGAAAUCCUCAGCAAGCUGAUCAAGUACCGCUUUAGCUGGCCCUUCAGGGAGCCAGUGACCACGGAGGAAGCUGAAGAUUACUUUGAGGUCAUCAGCAACCCUAUGGACUUCCAGACUAUGCAGAGCAAGUGCUCUUGUGGCAAUUACCGCUCGGUGCAGGAGUUCCUCUCUGACAUCAAGCAGGUGUUCUCCAAUGCUGAGCGCUACAACCAGAACGGGAGUCACGUACUGUCCUGCCUGGAGAAGACGGAACAGUGUUUGAUUGACAUGGUGCACAAACACCUGCCUGGCCACACUUACGCACGCAGGAAACGCAAGAAGCUAUCUGCCAGAUGCCAGGGACUGGAGGAGCAGGAAGGGGACAGUGAGUCAGAGCCCCUUGAACAUUCCCGGGGGCGGAAAAGGAAGAAAUGAGGGAUGGGGAGACUAGGGGGAGAGCCAGAGCUGGAGCAGGCCUUCUGGUGCUGCCGGGCAGCAGGAUGGGUUGUCUGGAGGGAGUCGGGAAGCAGCAGGCACUUCUCUCUUAAUCCAGCCUUCCCUUUGGCCCGUCCUAGUUUUAAUUUUUCUGCAGUUUCCUCAAGUAUUUGGUCAUCCAUUGAGUGAGCAGAGAUGACUUGCUGCUUCCUGCAAAAUCCACAAAGCUGUUAACAAGUCUGUCCUGCUAGGAGGGGAAGGUGGGAGGGCGAGGGGAAGGCCUGGCCGGAGCCUGGCUGGGCAGGGGAGUACGAUGCCUACUCCAGCUCGGGCGCUGUUGGCUUCCUUGGGAUGAGCCGCUUCCUCCCCUCCGUGAGCAGCAAGCGCUGGAGCACGGUGGGACCGCUGCCUGUGAUGUGAAACCAGCCUUGAGCUGGUGCAGGGAGGGAUCAUGUUGCUUCACGGAAGGACUGGGUGCCAUCAGGCCAAUGGGCUGCUAGUUCUUGUAUGUAUAUAUUUAUAUGGUGUUAAUUUUGAGCCCCCAAUGAAGGGCUGCAUAGGGCGAGCAAGCACUUACAUUUAUGGAGAUACGGCUUUCACCAGCAUCCUAACACAAUUGGCUUUGAGGUGCUCUUGCUUUUCCCUCCUUCUCUUCUCGGGGAGCGAUCUCUGGAGGUUGCGCUCUGAUGAGGGUCCUGAGCUCAGCUCUUCACACGUACACGGCAGAGAGGAGGCAGGUGGCUCCCUGCUCACCUUGAGCAGCACAUGACCGUGUAACCCUUUGAAUGAACUGAGUGCCAGAUGCAGACUGGAGAGCGUGGUUUUCUGUAGGGAGCUCCAGGGCAAGGGGAGCAGCAGAAACAUGUUCUGUGUAACUUUUUAAAUUAAUUUUCUAGUUAAAAGUGGCUUGUUUCUAGCUGUGAUCUUGUACAAAGAACACCUGUAAGAUACCUUUGUCUUGCUUUGGCACAUGUACAGUUUAUAUGAAAUCGUGUUUGCUUUAUAUCUUCCCCCUCUUUAAAACUGAUUUUCCUACCAGUAGCUGGAGUUACACCAGGGGACUUUUUGGCAGGGGGUCUCCCAGUCCCUCUCUAACCACGCUCUCACCAUGUUUUAUAGUGAUACCUUCCCUAGCUCCCCUCCCUCACGCUCCCCCAGCACAGCGAGGACUGUCCUGCACCGGCUGGCCAGCCCGAUUGUGCUGGGAGGCUGCUCCGCCACGGCUGCAGCAGCGGGUCCUGCCACCCCAGAUACUGACUUUUCUCUAAGAAAAGGAUGUGUUUGGGUUUGUUUGUGGGUUGUUUGGUUUUUUUAUCACCUCUCCCUCUCCAUCAUGACAGGUUUUGAUCAUACGAUCAGGGCUUGAACUUUCAAUUAUAGAAGUCUUCAAUUUGGAACAAACCCACCACAGGGCUGCUCCAUACUGGUUUUGUAACAGAAAAGCAAAAGCAACUGUUGCAGCUCCUGUGAUUUGAGAAGAAAAGAAUCAUCGAUUAAAAAUUGCGGCCUAGUUUUGUGAACUUUUUUGGUUUUUUUCUUUUUUAACAGGUAUUCGUUUCAGUUCUGGACUGUCGAUGGCUGCAGAGACUAGGCAGGUUUCCAGCCACUUCCCUCUUCCCCUCUCCCCAGCCUCAGCUCCCUGCCCCACAGAAUAGCACUGACGUUUGUAUUUCGCACGUCCCCUUCAGAGGCUUUGUUUUGUCCUGUUCUUAGAGAACGUUUACUGCAGGUCCUACACGGUGAAACCUUUGGAACUGUACUUUUUUAAAAAUAAAUGUCAUUUGGGGGGAGGGUGUUUCUGCUAAGGGCUGUACUUGUAAUAAAUUGGAAACUUAAAAAUAAA